Molecule: messenger RNA, 7631 nt
Organism: Micropterus dolomieu (smallmouth bass)
Lineage: Eukaryota; Metazoa; Chordata; Actinopteri; Centrarchiformes; Centrarchidae
Gene: alms1
Product: ALMS1 centrosome and basal body associated protein
Exons: 19
Coding region: 272-7348 (2358 amino acids)
Biological process (GO): regulation of centriole replication
Cellular component (GO): centriole; cytosol; centrosome
Source: RefSeq, a predicted model, not a curated record
GGUUCAGUUCAGUUGCUCUCUAAAGUUUGGACUAAUUAAUAUGGCUGAGUACACUGGGCAUCCUACUUCACAGGAAACUACUAGUCGAUCUGAACCUUUUUAUAUACAGUCUAUGAUCUGAACGCACCCGGUGAGUUUGAAGUUUGGGACGAUCUGUUGCUUCUUCAGUUCAAAUCAAAUCUCUUUCGCGCCUGCGUGAGUUUGUCCUACAUUUCCUAGCAACGGUCCUUGGAUACGAGCUGGAGGAAGCGCGCUCUCUGUCAACAACAACAUGGAGCCACAAGAGAGGGUGGUGGCAUCUCCUCAGGUGCCAGCAGAUGAAGAUAUGACUCAGUCUGUCGGACAAACUUCAGUAAACCAACUGGGAGCUCAAGGUCAUAGCCGAGCAAGUCUGGACCAGAGGCGGCCCAGACUGGAAACGGAUAGCUGGGAGAUUCAGCAGCCGUGGGGACACUCUUUGCAGCCAGAAUUUCAGGACAGUAACUUGUCUCCUUCCCUUCCCCUGUUGCCUCUCCACUCUGGAGUGGAACACAUCUUCCCUGAAUAUUCUUUAUUUCAUCAAAGUGACAGUGAAUUUGCCCCUUUAAGGGCGUACCCUGACAUUUCCAUGGCAUCAGAGAGGUUUUACUUUCCACCCCAGGAUCGCACUACUCCGGUCUCAGAGGGUGGUUCACUGUCCCAGCACCCUUUGGCUCAGGCAACCAUCUUCUUGGAAGAAGGAGUGAACAGCUGCUGUUCUCUGUCCCAGCACAGUUUGUCACCAGGGGAGGAAGGCAAACGAAAGGAAACUGUUCCCUCCCCACUAAAUGCCAACACAGACAGACAGGGAGUACCAUCCAGAGAUGGUAUAAAUAGCAGAGAGAAGGACUUAGGGACACUAAGUGACCCUCCAGACAAGCCAGUAGGAGAGGCUGCUGAAGAUGAGACAUUCUUUCUGAGUAAGGACAUUCCUGCCCAGCAUCUUCUGGAGCGCCUUCAGAAAGAUAUUGGCAUGCCAAGCAGCAGCAGCAGCAGCAGUGCUGUUUCCUCUGCCUCUGAAAUCUCUGUGAAGAAUGCUGCAUCUUUUGCAGAAGAGUCUAAACGCACUGAAGUUUGCAAACCAGGCAUUGACCAAAGAAUGGUUAGAAGAGAAGGUCCUCCAGGUGAAGACUCUCUUCCCCAACAGCAGACACAACAACCUGACAGAGAUUUAUACCCUGACAAAUCACGAACAUUGUCAUCUGAGGUCUGUAACAUCACCAUGGGAUCCCGCAGCACUAAACCAGAUGACCGUAGUGAAGUGUUGCAUAGAGAGCUGCUGUCUGAGGUAGAGAGGAGCACCAGCUGUGAAGCUGAAUCUAAAAACCAACAGCGGAAAAGUCCUACACUGCCUGUUCAGUCUUUAACACCGUAUCCCACAGAGACGUCUGAAGGCAAGCCAAGUGUGAAUAGAGCAAAUCUUGUGCCAUGGACAGGGCCGUUUUCUGCAGGUGUUAUACGGGGUCACAGAGAGCAAGACCUCUGGUCCUCAGGGAACCAAACAGGGAUUGAUGGGUCCUACCUAGGUUUCCUUCCACAGUCUCAGUCCACUCCAGGAGUUUUUAAGGCCCCACCCAAAUCCAGUGUCAAGGCUAAAUUAGGGCAACUUUCUGCCAUAGAAUCCAAUAAAGAGAAUUCGUAUCAGUCAAAUAUAGGGGUCUCUCCACAGCCAACUGUUCCUGCGGCUGAUGUCCAUAGCUCGGACACAGCAAAUCAGUGCCAAGAGGAAGCUGCCUCUGCAAAAGUCCAGUCUCUCCCAAGUCUCAACUAUAUGCAGAAAGUAGACGCUUGGAGGGCAAACCAGAGUUCAAGCAAGACGUCACUAUUUGAUAGCUUGGCACUGCAAGGAUUUACUGGCAUCUCUCCUAAAAAGAAAGCUUAUGAUGCCGUAUCUGACUCCCUGAAUCGCAUACUGAGUCAGCAGGCGAGGAGUUUACAACAGCCUCCUGUUUCAAGUGCUGCCGUUCAGAAUGUCUCACAGAGCUCCUCCACGGUUCCCUCUUCUUCAAGAAGAGGGGAGGCGGUGGGCAGUGCACCCUGUGACAAAGAUAACACUGGGUCUGCAUCAAGACCAUCUGCCUCACCAUUUGGCAGGUCACAGUCUCACUCGUCUCUUAUCACGGUUGUCAUGUCGGCCCAGAAAGAUCAGCACACAGAGAGACAUGCAGAAAAGGAGAAGAGUCAGACUCAGAACAAUGGCCACCAUCAGCCAAGCGCCACAGUUCAGUCCUCGCCUCUCGUGAGCCUUGGUCAGUUCAGCGAUGUGUCACUUGAUCGAGAUUUUACACUCUCAAGUUCCCAAGAUAGUUAUAACAGUGGAAUUAAAUUAGGAACUUCAAUUGGAGCUUCUUCUGUUGUCAGCCUAGAGGUCGAUAACUAUGUCCCAUACUGGACUUCAAAACAAUCAACACCGCCACCACUGCCCAGGCCUAGAGAGCUCAACAUUGAAGAACGAAUUCCGUUGUAUCUCCAUAACUUGGGAAUUGACCAGUCCCCCUCAACAAUCUUAACUCCAUUUGCACCGAGAGGGCCAAUCAGAGAGCCUGAAUUCUCUCCCACUGACCUCUGUACAAUUAAAGGAUCUAUUGGAACCCCAACCAAGAGCACCCAGCCCUCUGAAGGUGGCAGUCCCCAUAAAGGAGAGUUUUCCAGGUCCAGCAUUCUGUCAGUGGACUCCAGUAUAUCCAUACCAUUCAGCCUAGACAGUCUUGGUCCAGCUGCAUGUAUCCCAGAGAGGACCAGGUGGGCUUCUCCUUUAUCAGAUACAGAAGCUAUACAGAGUGAACGCAAACUGGCACCCUCCUCCCAGCCUGAUGAAGACGCUUACCCCUCCACACUGCAGAUCAACCAGCAGCAGAGGCUCAGCAGCUUAACCAGCAGCAAGAAUACCAAGCAGCUAGGAGACAGGUUUGACUCUGGCCUCUUGUUAGCUACCAAGGCUAGAUCUGGUGAUAGAGACAUGGAGUCACCCUUGCAAACAAUCCGUAAUAUGGAGGACAGCGCAGAAGCUUCUUUUGUAAGCUCCAAGGUCUUGUUGGAGAUACGUAAACUACUCUCUCAGGCAGAGAACGUGGCAUCUGCUGGGUCUUCAUUGACUUUCUCAGCUGACACUGCAGUACCCCGUAUUCUCUCUGAUGAUGACAUAUUCCUCUCACUGAGGAGGAAAACCAGUGGAAUCCAGGACUCCUCCUCCUCUGCUACUGGAGAUCCCAGAACUCAAUCCUCUCUGCUGUGGGCCAGGUCCUCGUCCGACUCCAUGUUGACCUCAGAGAAACGGAGAGAACGCUCUAUUGAUCGAGAGAGUCUGACUUCAUCAGGGCAACCGAAUUAUCCAUCCAUGCAAGCUCUUGUUACUGCACCGGCUACAGGUGCACACAGUAGGCCACAAGAUAGCACUGUUAGUAAAGGUGCAGGGUCGUCACUUGUCCUCUCCCAGUCAGCCCGGCGGACAGAGCCUGAGGGCUGCAGUGCUGCUCCCCCUGACAACGCUGUCCCUCCACAGCCACCAGUCAUCAAGCCUUCACCAGCUUUGAGCACACAACAGCUCACCUCUACUCCUACAGACAUAGCGGGUGUCACAGAGGAGGAGAAACAGACUACUCAGGAAGGUCCUAUACAGAGUAGCUCCUCCUCACCCAUCCUCGAGGACACCGAUCAGGGAGUGUUGAGUGACGGGAGCAGUGACAGCUCGCUGGCAGUCAGAGUGGCCAAGUUACUGCAGAGUGAAUCUCCGGCCACCAUGGUGUCCAGUACUCCCAGCAUCACCGACCAAGAGGAGAGCAAAGCCAGAGAGUGGAUUAAGCUGAAGCUAUCAGGACAGCAGUGUGAGUCCCUGGAGUUGGACAAAGAAGACAGAAGGCGUAUUGAAGAGAUCAAGAGAGAGCUGCUGUUAAAAAACCCCAUAAAGAGUCACGGGAGCACAGAUACAGAGAGCAGUUCAGCAUCCAGUGUCAGAGUGCCAAGGCGGCAGGAUCUGCCUCAGCAAACAGACACAUUCUCUUCCCUCUGUGAUGUUAACAACCAGCCAUCCCAGCCGCUGCAGGGCCUUAGUACAGAUCUCUCCAACUCCAGCGUGCAGCUUCAAAACCCUCUUCGCCCAGAUCUAGAGACUCAAGUACGUGAGAUCGCUGCCAGAGAAGGGGUAACCCUCCCUAGGACAAACCCUCUGGCCCUCACAUCUAUCACCAUCGCCACCCGCAGGCGCUCCACGUCCCCCUCUCCCUCUCCCUCUAUGUCGACUGCGCCUCCCAUCAGUCCAGGAUCAGAGCCACUCCACCUGACUGAGCUCUCCACAGGAGCAGUGCAACGCCCUAAAACUAACAGGCAGCUACCCCCUACCAUGGAUGAAGAAAAUAAGACAACCAGGGAGCCAGCCUUAGUGUUUGAGCCAAGCAGUAGUCUCUACACCAGAAACCAAAACCUCACAUCUCAGUCAGCACCAGGGAAUCAGAAGAGGCAAGAUGCUGUAGGAGGCCAGUUUAAAGAACCUCCCCCACCAUCUCAGGGUUUAGUUAGGGUGGGUGUAACUACUCAAGAUGAAAACACACAGUCUUUCAGGCGAGAUGACGAGUUAUCUGUCCAGGACAGCUCUGUUUCUGGUGUUGGUCAUGAAGCUGAACAGGCCACAGGUUCGUCCACCUCUGAAUCUCCAGCUGGGACCGGUCACGUCUCACAUGUCCAUCUCACUCUGUCCCACAAAGCCACUGAUCACAGGUUGGCCACUGUUGUCCACUCCAAUCAUGCUGAUGCCACCACUGGGCUGCCACAUAAAGAAUUUGUUCCCCUCCGGCAUUCUUCUUCUGCUGCCAGCAGUCCGGACGAAGGAGUCGGUUUGUCCAGUCCACCAGAGUGGUAUGACACCACAGAACCAAUAAGACAGCGGAGACCUGAAAGAGCCGACACCUCCACCCUGUUCCAUACCGCUGUGCAUCAAAGGAUGACCUCCCCAUCCCCACAAUCCUAUACACCGUGUGAAAGAGGUGUAGUUUCACCAAGACCCUUAACCACUGAAACAGCAGGAGAUGGUGAGAUUAGUAUGGCAGUGAGAAAAACAAUUAAAGCUUAUGGUGUGACAGCAAAAACAGCAGUGCCCGUUCUGUUGCCUUAUAAACCCCGUGGCAGUGAGGAGCUCUUCUACAUCCCUCAAACAGAAGCUGACUUCUCCUCUACCAACCCUUCUGACACCACCAUGGAGAGCUCCCACACAGGAUCAGAUGACGCUGUGCCCCCACGCUUCAGCAAUGAGGUCCUCGGGCAACGAGACCCGGGGUUGGACCGUGGAGUCACCAUCAAACACACAGAGGGCAUCUACAGCAAAAGGUUGAAAACAUCCACCUUUAAAAUGCACCAGCCUGGACACAGAGGUGCCUCUUUAUCAGCAGAUGAAACCUCACAAACAAACGUGACUCGAGCUCCAAAGCCAUCUUCUCAUGUAUCAGUUGAUUUUACCAGAGUGCCUUUAUCGAGCAACCAAGACGCCUCCAAGAGAGACCAGGGGACCAGUGCAGUGCAGUUCCUCAAUUAUCAACCAAAGUCAAGCUGUGAGACAUUUCAGCUAGUAAAUUUGGACAUGGACCACAACAAGGUGAGCUAUCACCUGGACCAAAACUGUGUCCCUCAGACAAGAGGGGACGCUGACUUGCCUCACCCUGCUGCCCAGCAGAGCAGCAGCACUCUGGACCAGCUGUGGCAGAAGUUCUGUGAUCAGUGGAGGCUAGAGGAGUCCCGACCGACCACUGACAGAGAGGCAUCACUGCUGGAGCGACUAGAGCGCCUGUCCCGUCUUAUUCAAAGCACAAGGGCUGCUAACAUGUCCGAGCUACAAGAGGAGGCACACUUUCAUCCAGAAGAAAAGCCAGGAAGGAGGGGAGAAGAUGUUACAGAGAAAGAAAGAAAGAGGCAAAUUGGAGAGGCGAACAGGAGUUUAGGUGGUGAGGUCAGAGAAAUGGAGUGGAAAGUCAGAGGAAGGAGAACAGUUGAAGGUAAACCUCCUAUCCCUCAUCAGGCCUGGACACAGAGGCUUCAGGUAGAUGAAACUUCUCAACCUGAAGACGAGGACAGCCGUGACUCCUUCACCUCCAGCUUCACGCACGACUCCGAGAGUCAACACCUCUGUCCUGCAGACAGAGACGAGUCAGAAACCUUGUCCGCCAUGUCCAGCUCUAUGUCCACUGUGGACACGGCACGGCUGAUCCGAGCCUUCGGAGCUCACAGAGUCCAGCACCUGAAGACGGGCUCCAGCCUCAGUAAACUGUACAGCACCAUCAAUAAGCAGAAAGAAGGAAGGGAACAGAGGAGAGGAAGACACAAAGCCCCGCCUCACAUCAUCACACUGUCAGAGACCACCGGCACUGAUGAUUCCACAGUUGAUGCUGAUUCUGCAUCAUCAACCAGCACUUACACCCUCCCAUCACACCAUGGCCCCACCAGGACUCUGGCAGCCAAGAAGGCUGUUAAACUGGUCAGCAAAGGCAUCCAGGCAGGUGACCUGGAGCUUGUUAGUAAUGGGACUCGACGCCACACCAGAGAUGUUGGGACCACAUUCCCUUCACCCGGUGAAGCCAGAACAUCCAGGCAGAUCUCAUCUUCCUCAUCCAGCUUAGAGAGAGGAAGAGGAGGGCAGAGGAGCCCCUCUAAGACGCAGGGGUUACAGAAACAAAGAAGGAGCAAGAAAAGCCCGUCAAAGACCCAAACUGAAGGUGUUUCAUGGUUCAUAUCUGCUGACGACCUGAGGUCGGAGGCGAGGAAGGAAAACCGUCCAGAGGAAGAAGAGUCGUCAUGGAGGCCGAACACUGCCUGGUUUGAACCGUACAGCAGAAUCAAUCCAUGGAGAGAACCGCUUAUACAGAGACAAGUCCACGAAGACAGAAACAAACAGACCAGUUUUGUACCUCAUGCUGAACCUGAUUUAGAUUCAAGAAGCAAAACAAAGUCCUCUGGUCUGGCACGUAUCUCUCUCCAGGAAGCUCUGGAGAUGCGUCGUCCAGAGUUCAUCUCUCACUCCAGGCAGAGGGUGAGGCGCUUGGCUCUGCAGGUGGAGGAGAGGAAGCUGCAGGAAAUCCUCAGCAGAGAGAGAGACGAACUCUUCAGCCAGCCUGGAGGACCAGAGAGGCUGCCAAGGCCUGCAGGCACCGCUCUGCUGAGGAGAGCUGUUCCCAGGAAGGAGAUGAUACAGAGGUCCAAACAGAUUUAUGACAAUCUGCCAGAGGUGCAGAGGAGGAAGGAAGAGGAAAGAAGAAAAGCAGAGUAUCGAUCUUACCGGCUGAACGCUCAACUCUACAACAAGAGAAUCACCAGCCGAGUCCUGGGCAGACUAACAGCAUGGCAGUGAUCAAACAGACCAGUGAAACUUUUUACUGUAGAUGAAAUCAAUGAUGUGACAACAUAUUUACAAUUUUAAUAACAUUACGAACAAAACUACCUAACUUAACUAAAAACUAGCUUUAAUUUAUGUGACCAUUUUUUUAGUUGCUAUUUGAAAGAUUAUGUGGAAAAGUAGAAUUCUGCUUUUUACUUUUUCCUACUUAAAGACCAGUGGAAUGUUUUAAUUGGUUAAAAUUUGAAAGGAUGUUUUAAUGUAAAAAAAAAUAAACCACAUUUUGCAGAUUCUUUAA